CAACGUGAGGGAUCAUCGCUGCCCCCCAGGCAGGGAGUUGCGGGGCUCGUGGGGGCUGUCAGUGCCCCCAGGCGAGGACCCAUGGGGCCUGUCGCUGCCCCCACGGCGGGGAGCUGUGGGGCAGCCCGCUCUGACAGCCAUGGCUCUUCCUUGCAGUUGGUUGAGGCCGGGGGCAUCGGCCUGAACGCCGUCUUCCUCCUCCUCAUGUCCCGGCUGCCACCAGCCUCCAGCUCCAUCCUGCCGCCCCCGAGGCCGCUGCUGGGGCCCCGGCGAGUGUCGUGGAGCCGUGGGGCUGCCCGCGGGGAGCCGGAGGAGCCGCCCGAGCGGGGCACCGGCUCCCUGGCCUCGCUGGCGCGCUCGCUGCAGAAGGCGGAGGCCGCGCUGCGGAGCUGUGUGAGCCCCGGCCUGCGGCGCCUGCUGCUCCCGCGGCCCUGCGAGCGCGCCUGCGACGGCGACGACGAGGACUCCCCGGAGGCGCUGGCCCGCCUGGCCCGGGUGGAGCAGAGCUUCGUGGGGCUGCGCCGGUGCUUCUGCGUCUGGGAGAACCCCCGCAGCGAGACCUUCCAGGGCCGCGUCCGGCCGCUGCCCGGCGACGCGGCGCACGCCGCCUUCUCCUACCACCCGCUCCAUCCGCGCGUGGCCGAGCGCUGCGCCAGGCUGCACGCGCUGCUCCAGCACCGCCACCACCUCCGCCUCUCCCGCGAGUACUGCCGCCGCCUCAAGGCCGCCUCCGACUUCGUCCGCCAGCUGCUGCCCCUCGUGGAGCAUCCGGGGCCGCAGGCGCCGGCCCCAGAGCCGGGGGCGGCGCGGCCGCUGCGCGGGCUCUGCGAGGAGCUGCGGACGCACGCCGGCCACUGGAGCGGGCUGCAGCGGCGCGUGCGCGGUGACCCGUGGCUGCGCCCGCUGCUGCUGCGCGGGCACGAGUCGGUGGCGCGCAUGCAGCGGGCGCUGGCGCUGCUGGCGCUGCUGGCGGUGCGCCUGGUGGAGAGCUACGCGGAGGCGACGCUGCGGGGCCUGGCGCGCGCCAGCCCCACCUCGGCCCCCCCCGCGCUGCUUGCGGACAUCUUCCAGGGCCUGGAGAUCUACAACCGCGUGGUGGAGGACCUGGCCCUGGAGCUGGGCUCCCACCGCCUGUCCGGCGACCUCGCCGCCUGGCGCGGCGCCCCCGGGGUCGCCGGGGACGGCUCCCCGGCCUUCCCCGCCGCGAGGGUGCUGGCCGUACUGGCAGCCGAGCGGGGCCAGCUGGCCGCCGAGCGGCUCUGGCAGCUCCUCCAGCGCCAGGACUGGGGCAGCAGGCCGGAACACGUCCGCUGGGAAGAUGCCGCAGUGCUGCAGCCUUUGGGCGCCGAAGCGGGCGCGGGAUCGCCGGGGCACCGCAGAGGGGAGGAGCUGGCGAGGCUCCCCGGAGAGCUGCAGGCGCUGUGCAGGGAGGACAAGGAGCUCAUGGACCUGGUGCUGGGCGCGCUGGUGGCCUCCACCGACAGCCUCUGGCAGCACGUGCUCAAGCGGCCCAAGCAGGAGAAGGCGGCGGCGGCAGCCUGCCCCGAGGCCCUAGUCCUGCUGGCGGCUGGCCCUGGCCGCGGCUCUCCCGGCUGGAAGUCGGUGCGGUGGCGGGACGCGUCCCACGCGGAGGCGGCCGAGGCGCUGCACGCCCAGUACUCCCCGCUCUGCUGGCGGGCGGCCGGCGCCGCGCUGGGCUGGCGCCUGGAGCUCGCGGCGCGCUCGGCCGCGGCGCUGGCGCGGCAGCUGGGCCAGGCUCUGGGGCAGGCCCGCCUGCCCCCGGCAUGCGAGGAGGAGCUGAGGCGGCUCUGCCUGCGCCUACUCUGCUGCGGCGUCUUCCUGAGCUGGGACGGCGGCUUCGCCCGAGCCCUGGGCUCGGCGCUCUCCGACAAGUGCUCUGCGGAGCCGGAGCAGGCAGGAGGAGCGGUGCAGAGCAGGACGGCGCGGCUCCUGCAGCAGCUCUUCCCCGGCCUGGCCCUCGCCCUGCGCUGCCUAGAGCCGCGGCCUGCCGGGCCGGCUGGCGUCCCCCCUGGCUCGCCCAGCCUGCGCCUGCAGCUGCUGGCCCGCUGCCUGGCCACGGCGCAGGCCGCUGGCUCCUGGCUCAUGAGCAAAGCCUACCAGUACCUGGCGUCCUGGUCCCUGCGCCAGUUCCUGCUCGUCACCCAGGGAGAUCUGCAGCUGCUGAAGGCUGAGGCAGCGGAGCUGAUGGUCCUGGUGAGCGCAGCCUUCCCGGAGGUGGGCGACGGCGCCGAGCCGCGGCCCUCGGCCCUGCUCCGCCACCAGGAGCAGCAGCUGUGCCGGCAGAUCCGCUCGGCGGCCACCGGCAUCCAGCUCUUCUCGGAGGACGCGCUGCGGAUGUUCUCCACCGACUGCAAGCGGAUGUCGGCAGAGAUCUUUGACCAGACCAUGCCGCUGGGCAAGCACUGGAGGCUCGGCCUCCGCCCGGAGCUGCCCAGCUCGCCCAGCGAGUACGCCGCCGCCGCCGCCCAGACCGUGCUGGGCCAGGUGCUGCAGGGCGUCCAGCUGCUGCCACGGGACUCCCAGGUGCCCACGCUCACGCAGGUCAUGACGGCCUUCGUGGAGGCCUGGAUGGACCACAUCCUCGCCCAGAAGAUCAAAUUCAGCCUCCAGGGUGCCUUGCAGCUGAAGCAGGACUUCGACCUGGUGCGGGAGCUAGUGCAGUCGGAGCACUACAGCCUGGCGCCGGAGAUCCGGCAGUCGCUGCUCUCGCUGCGCGUCUUCCAGCAGAUGGACAGCGCCAUCCUCUGCCUCCUGCAGCAGCCCAGCGGCAAGGCCUACCUGCCCUCCCACACCUGGCAGUCGCUGCGCCAGUGCUGCUCCAACGACGGCCCCCGGGAGCCGGGCGCCGGCAGCCUUAACGGCCUGGAGAGCCUGGAGGCGGCGGGGGCGGCGGAGGGGGCGGCCGGCGGCGCCCCGUGCCCCGGCCGGCUGCGGAGCGGCGCCCCCGAGUCCUACGUGAGCGGCAGCCAGCAGCAGUGGCUGUCGCUGCGGCUGCGCGGCCCCCGGCGCUGGCGCGUGCCCGGGCUGCCCUGCGUCACCCGCGGCCCCGAGCCCUGAGCCGGCCGGGCAGGAAUAAAGCGGCCGCAGGGCCCCGA
Rhea pennata is the source of this 3116-nucleotide messenger RNA. RefSeq names its product coiled-coil domain containing 142 (gene CCDC142). The record is from RefSeq and is a predicted model, not a curated record. Lineage: Eukaryota; Metazoa; Chordata; Aves; Rheiformes; Rheidae. Bases 82 to 3078 code for a protein of 998 amino acids. The transcript is spliced from 10 exons.